Diospyros lotus (date-plum) is the source of this 2493-nucleotide messenger RNA. RefSeq lists its product as uncharacterized. Lineage: Eukaryota; Viridiplantae; Streptophyta; Magnoliopsida; Ericales; Ebenaceae. The transcript has 17 exons. Gene Ontology annotation, biological process: transmembrane transport. The record is from RefSeq and is a predicted model, not a curated record. Gene Ontology annotation, molecular function: channel activity. Gene Ontology annotation, cellular component: membrane. Bases 127 to 2244 code for a protein of 705 amino acids.
UUCUCUCAGCGCGAGAGUUUCGGCUUCUCCGUUCUGGCGGCCUCCCAAUCAAACUUGUCGCCAUUGCUCGCUCUCAUUCAUCAGUUGCUUCCGAAAUUCCGGCUGAUACCAAAACUCCGGCGGAUAAUGGCCGACGUUGACCGCCGUUACGUGCCAAUACGCGACGACGGCAGCGUCCUCGUCUCGAACAGAGCUGCGACUUCGACUCGCGUCGCGUCUCUUGACGUGUUUCGCGGCCUCUGCGUCUUCCUUAUGAUGCUUGUGGAUUAUGCUGGCUCAAUUUUUCCGAUCAUUGGUCAUUGCCCAUGGAAUGGCAUACACUUGGCAGACUUUGUGAUGCCUUUUUUUCUUUUUGUCGCUGGAUUUUCCCUUGCACUUGUAUAUAAGAAAGUUCCCAAUCGUGUUGAUGCUACACAGAAGGCGUUGCUGAGGGGAGUAAACCUUUUUUUCCUUGGAGUUCUUCUUCAAGGUGGUUAUCUUCAUGGAACAACUUCUUUCACAUAUGGUGUUGACAUUGAAAGAAUACGCUGGAUGGGUAUUUUGCAGAGGAUAUCUUUUGGAUAUAUUAUAGCAGCUUUGUGUGAGAUAUGGCUUACUUCUCAAAGGUGGACAGAAUUAGGUUUCUGCAGGAAUUACUAUUGGCACUGGUGCCUUGCAUGUGCAUUUUUGAUGGUGUACUUGGGGUUGUCAUAUGGUCUAUAUGUUCCAGAUUGGCAAUUUGAGGCAUUGAGUUCAACUUAUCCUUUGAAUCCUAAGAAUGGCAGCCUUUUCUACACGGUGACAUGUUCCACAAGAGGUGAUCUUGGACCUGCUUGUAAUGCUGCUGGAAUGAUAGAUCGAUACGUUCUUGGUAUCAAUCAUCUAUAUAUGAAGCCCGUCUAUAGAAACCUGAAGGAAUGCAAAGUUUCCAGCAAUGCAUGGUUUGCAGGGAGUUCACCAUCAUGGUGCCAUGCUCCAUUUGAUCCUGAAGGUAUAUUAAGUUCUUUGCCAGCUGCAGUGACAUGCAUAAUUGGGCUUCAGUAUGGCCACAUUCUUGCAGAAUUACGGGACCACAAACAGCGGUUAUACAAUUGGUCCAAAUUCUCAGUUUCAUUUUUAGCCGUUGGUUUUUCCCUUGUUUUAGUAGGUGUCCCUCUCAACAAAUCUCUUGAUACAAUCAGUUACAUGCUAGUUACAUCUGCAGCUGCAGGAAUUACAUUUUCUGCGAUGUAUAUGUUAGUAGAUAUUUAUGGUUACAGAUGGUUGACGUCUCCACUAGAGUGGAUGGGGAAACACUCUCUAGCCAUUUUUGUUCUUGUAAGUUCUAACAUAGCCGUUGUAGCAAUUCAAGGAUUCUACUGGAAAUCCCCUGAAAAUAACAUUAUUCACUGGAUCGUAUCACGCUUUCUCCACUCGAUGAAGAUGGCCAAGGAUCUGAGCGAGGAAGGCCAAGCCCACCACGGCAAGGACUACGUCGACCCGCCACCUGCCCCGCUGGUUGAUGCCGCGGAGCUUAGCUCCUGGUCCUUCUACCGAGCCCUCAUCGCCGAGUUCAUCGCCACCCUCCUCUUUCUCUACGUCACCGUCGCCACCGUCAUCGGCUACAAGAAGCAGACCGGCCCCUGCGACGGCGUUGGCCUCCUAGGCAUCGCCUGGGCCUUCGGCGGCAUGAUUUUCAUCCUCGUCUACUGCACCGCCGGCAUCUCCGGCGGCCACAUCAACCCCGCCGUCACCUUCGGCCUCUUCCUGGCCCGAAAGGUCUCGCUAGUCCGAGCCGUGUCUUACAUGGUGGCUCAGUGCCUGGGCGCUAUCUGUGGAGUCGGCUUGGUGAAGGCCUUCAUGAAACACUACUACAACGGCCUCGGCGGCGGCGCCAACUCCGUCGCUCCCGGCUACAGCAAAGGCACGGCCCUCGGCGCCGAGAUCAUCGGCACCUUCGUCCUCGUCUACACUGUUUUCUCAGCCACUGAUCCCAAGAGAAGCGCCCGCGACUCUCAUAUCCCCGUUUUGGCUCCCCUGCCAAUCGGCUUUGCCGUGUUCAUGGUUCACCUGGCCACCAUCCCUAUAACUGGAACUGGCAUCAACCCAGCUAGAAGCUUCGGAGCUGCUGUAAUCUACAACAACGAUAAAGUCUGGGAUGACCACUGGAUUUUCUGGGUGGGGCCGUUUGCGGGGGCAUUGGCAGCGGCGGUGUAUCAUCAGUACAUUUUGAGAGCCGCGGCAAUUAAGGCUUUGGGAUCGUUCCGCAGCAACCCUACCAACUAAACUAAGAUUUGAGUUGUUAUUUGACGACGACGACGGUGGGUGGGUGGGUGGAUGGAUGGAUGUGGAUCUGAUAUCUUCUUCUUCAUCUUCUUCUUGUUCUCUUCAUUUUCUGACGAAGCUGGUUGUUAUAUUUGUUUGUAUUUGUGUGUAUGAUGAUGAUGAUGGGAGGCUCUUGAAUUUAUUGACGCUGUUAUUUACUUCUUCUGUAUAUUUAUUUAUCGUCAUAUGAUGAUGAUGAUGAUGAUUUAA